This is a messenger RNA of Clonostachys byssicola, 1212 nucleotides long. NCBI's taxonomy places the organism in Eukaryota, Fungi, Ascomycota, Sordariomycetes, Hypocreales, Bionectriaceae. The record is from the annotation of a GenBank genome assembly.
AUGGUGUCUCUCAAUUGGCUUAUGAGCGCAGUUUUGCUCACCGGGAUGACAGCUGCCCAUCCGGGUGAACCUCAUGAUCCUGAGCAACAUAAGCGCGCACUGGUUGCUCGUGAUUUCGCUGCUAAGCAGCACGCUCGCUCCUAUAGUCAAUGCUCUAACUCACCACGUGCCCUGGAACGUGAGAAGCGUGCUAUCAGUCGUCGUAUGCAGAAGGUCAACGAGCUUCGAAGCAAACGUGGAAUCAAGUCAAUGGCUCGCAAAGCAAAGAGGGACUUGGAAGACCUCCAGAGCUGGGAGACGAUCAACCACAACAAGACUGGCUCCCUUGACUAUGAUAUGUUCACUCCCAUCGCCGACAUCUUCGGUGCCAACACUAGCUGUAUCCUGGCACCCGAGGUUACCAACGGUCCUUACUACAUCGUGGGCGAGUACAUGCGUUCAAAUGUCAAGGAGUCCCUCUGGAGUGAAGGCGUUGACCUAUUCCUGGAAAUCCAGUACAUCGACGUCAACACUUGCGAGCCAAUUCCGACCGUCGCCGUCGAUAUUUGGAACUGUAACGCUACUGGCAUCUAUAGUGGCAUCUCCACUGACGGAAACUAUGCCGCGGAUGGAGUCAAUUCGACCUAUCUGCGCGGAAUCCAGCUGACCGACCAUGAUGGUGUCGUCCAGUUCGAAACGAUCUUCCCUGGCCACUACGACGGCCGUGCCACCCACACCCAUAUCUUGGCCCACAUCAACGGUACCCUGAGCCCCAACGGGACUAUUCAGGUCUGGGAUGCUCCCAUGGCACACAACGGUCAACUCUUCUGGCCCGAAGAUCUACGCGAGGAGGUCGAGGCAACUUAUCCCUACACCCUCAACACCCAGAGCAUAACCACCAAUGAUGAGGACAUGUGGACGAUCGUUCAGGCCGAUGAGAGCUAUGAUCCUUUCCCCCAGUUUGUCUACCUUGGUGACAGUAUUGAGGACGGCCUCUUCGCCUGGAUCCAAGUUGGCCUCAACGCAACUGCUGACUACUCCGAAGACGAUUACUAUAACAUCGCUGGUUACCUUGACGAGACUGGAGGCCACGCUACGAGUGGACAAAUCGGUGGCAGCCCUGGUGAGGGUGGCUCUGGCAACGGCACUGGAUCUCAGCCUUCUGGCACAGGAGCACCUCCAUCCGGCACCGGCAGCGCUCUUCCAUCCUCGAGUGAAACCACCAGCUCUUAA